AUGCCGGUGCCUAAUCCGACGCCUCUCGCGGAGAAUAGGGCCGCCGCGAAGCGUCAGGCCGUCACCACCGUAUCCAUCGUGGCCCUCAUCCUCAUUCUUUGGCCGGAGCGGUUCAUCAUUUUGAGGAACCUUUGUCUAGUCCCCGUGUUGGCCUGGGUGACAGCACUGGUGUUUGAUCUGAAGCAUGGAGCGCUGGAUGCAUGGGACGGCGUUCCAGCAUGGCUGAAGAGGAUCAUCGGCGCAGACGACAACAGCAACAACAACUACAGUAACGCCAGCAGAAGAAACGAGCCUCUUCACAUGCGAAAUCGACAAGAUGCCUCACCGAAGACAAUGUCUGGUUAUGUGUUGACGCAUCUCGGUGACUCGGUUUCUCUCAUCACGAGCGAGGCGGUGAGGCUCUGGGAGCUCGCUCGCCCCAUCCUGGAGGAAUGGGCUCGUCAAGCCAUCCAGUGGCUCAGCGCUCAAGCAUCGGCAAGCCAGAGUUCGUCAUCUGCCUCGUCUCAGAAGCCGGCUCCCAAAUUCACACAGUACUAUGGCAUCUUGGUGAAGGCUCCCCGAGCUCCCGACGUCCCUCCUGUUUUUGCGCCUCUCUUUCAGUUGGGAGAUGUUCCGGGGAGUUUCAACUCGAGGGACAGCAAGCAGUCAGUUGUUCCCUCUGUGCUUAGCUCUUGGGACGCCGAAUCUCGGUUGUCUUUAGUACUCGUGGAGAAGACAGUAUGGGACGACGGGCAUCUAACGCUGCGGCGCAAACUGUCGACCGGGACUAACUGGAGUCUGUCGCCUCCCGGACGAGGAGAAUUCGACAAGCAGACGCAGAAGCCAGAUUUCGGACAGAUCAGCGGCAUCGACGUGAUUGGGCUCGGAACUGGGGAGUAUGACGCCCUGAAUAAAUGUCGCAGAUGCUUCCAGCUGGUGUCUCAGAACUGGAAGUACACGAGGAUGCUCUGGGACGACGUCGACUUUGCCGUUGUCCUCAGCCUCUUGGUUCUCGGCCCAGCUGCGGCCACGAGAUGCGUCGAGCUCUAUCGAUCGCUUUGCAAGCUCAGGGAAAAGCAUGCCGGCGCUGCGACGCGAGGCGCUGCUGGGCUGAGUCCUCUGCUCGUCGCGGCAGCAACGGGAGGACUGGCCGCACCGUUUGCGUUGCCGCUGAUGGCAGCCGCCGCGGCCGCCGCUGCGAUGAAGAAGGGCGGCAAAAACAGCCAGCCGGAGCAGAGAAAGAAGGCAUAUCGAAGUCUGAUGGUCCAGUUUCCAGAGUUAAAGGUGUUGUUUGAGGAGGAGGAGAUGGAGCAGAGAGAGGAGGAGGAGUGGAAAGAUGUGGAAGAAGAUUACUACAACGAAGCCUUCAGCCCCUUUGAUUGGUGA
Trichoderma citrinoviride is the source of this 1365-nucleotide messenger RNA. RefSeq lists its product as hypothetical. Bases 1 to 1365 code for a protein of 454 amino acids. Lineage: Eukaryota; Fungi; Ascomycota; Sordariomycetes; Hypocreales; Hypocreaceae. The transcript has 3 exons. The record is from RefSeq and is a predicted model, not a curated record.